AUGUCAGCGUAUUACACUAGUGGUGACAUAUGGAAAGACCUUAAGGCAAAAAAAGAGGAAUCGGUCGGAUUCCUCCGACGAGGAGGGGCGCCAGAUCCUGAAGGUCCGGAGCAUCACAUCCAUUGGAGGCGACGGUUACUGCGGAGGUCCCAAGGCGAACUGGGGGGAGGGGGCGCGUCAUUAGAGAGGAUUAGACUUCUUAAACAUGAAGGUGUCCCGCCAGACGUUGCCAACUCCAAAAAACCUCACGUUUAA
This is a messenger RNA of Nezara viridula (southern green stink bug), 255 nucleotides long. The record is from the annotation of a GenBank genome assembly. NCBI's taxonomy places the organism in Eukaryota, Metazoa, Arthropoda, Insecta, Hemiptera, Pentatomidae.